This is a messenger RNA of Xenia sp. Carnegie-2017, 1880 nucleotides long. RefSeq lists its product as uncharacterized. Lineage: Eukaryota; Metazoa; Cnidaria; Anthozoa; Malacalcyonacea; Xeniidae. The transcript has 6 exons. The record is from RefSeq and is a predicted model, not a curated record. Gene Ontology annotation, molecular function: oxidoreductase activity. The coding region runs from base 1 to 1752 and encodes 583 amino acids.
AUGACCAUGGCUUGUGGCGUUGUUAAAGAGCAAAAGAAUAACCUAUAUUUCCUUUCACCUUUAGGUUCAUCGAAAAUUGAUCUUGUGUUCGUGUUGGAUAAGUCAGGGAGCAUUGGAAGCUCUAACUUUAAUCUGGAGAAACGUUUCGUGAAAGCACUUGUUGAAUAUUACCCAAUCUUCCCCUCCAAAACACGCGUUGCAAUAGUGACUUACUCCACUGCAGUUCAUCUUGAGUUCAAUUUCAAUCGUCAUCCAUAUAAGAGAUGCUUGAGACCAGCUGUAGGAAAGAUACGCUACACUGCUGGAUGGACUGCCACGGGUAAAGCUCUGGACUACGUACGGACAAAUCUUAUCUUUAAUCCGACCGCUGGAGCAAGGACUGGUGCCAAGAAGUUGAUCUUCAUUUUAACGGACGGACGGUCGAACCGUGGAGUAAGACCAUCAAUACCGGCAGGAUUGUUGAAAAGAGCUGGCGUGACAAUUUUUGCGUUUGGAAUAACGCGAAGUAUUCGCGAGGCAGAGCUAAAAUCAAUAGCUUCAUCAAAGAAACACGUGUUCCAUAUCGCCAAUUAUAAAGCUUUAAAUCGAGUUACGAAAUUAAUUAACGUUGAUAUUUCACGAAAAUGUAGAAAUGGGAGAAUAGUUUACGACGAAUGUGGCAGAAAAUGCCGCUGUGUGAACGGUAAACUUAUGUCCUGUUGUCGUCAACGUAAAGAAUUUACAGACAUGAGUUACAGUGAACGCGUCCGUUAUAUCAACACUGUUAAGAUUGCUUCAACAAACCCAGCUUAUAAAACGCAAUAUGAGAGCCUUCUCACACUGCAUAGAACAAUAUUCUCUACACCAAUACAUGACAGAGAUUACUUUCUUCCUUGGCAUCGAUGGUUCAUCCUUCAAUAUGAAAAUUUGCUACGUCAGAUAGAUUGCCGCAUCACUGUGCCUUACUGGGACUGGAGUCUGGUCGGGGGGAGCCCUUUUACUAGUUCUGUUUGGAGCGCUGGCCCGGGUGGAUUGGGAGGAAAUGGAGUACCAGGGGGGAGUUGUGUUAACACAGGACCAUUUCGUAGUCAAGUGUGGUCGCUUCCAGGUUCUAAUGGUUGUUUGAGGAGAAAUUUUGCAGGCACAGCUCCUGAUGAGAUCGCUGUUCAGAAUCUUUUGUCAACAAGUUCUUCAAACUUCGUGGAUUUUGAAUAUAUGUUACGAGUGCAAUUUCAUGAUUUGGUACAUUGUAUCAUCGAUGGUACAAUGUGUACAAGAAACUCGGCCUAUGCUCCUGAGUUUUUUCUGCAUCAUGGUUUUAUUGAUAAGAUAUGGUGGGAUUGGCAAAAACAAAGCAAUGCUCACAAAUUCAAUACAUACUUCUUAACUCAACAAGGCCUGAUGACUGCAACACCACUUCGCUCUCGAGACAUGCUCGACCUCAACAGACAACCUGGUUGUGUGUGUGCUGAAUAUGUGGAUCCAAAUAAAUGGGAAUAUAGAUCCAUUAAAGCUAUGUCUGUCAAGGAACGACAGAAAAUACCUCGUUUACGUCUGCCCCGGUUAUCAAGGAAAGCGGCAAAACUUUUUAGAACAAAACUCUCAGUAUUAAAACGCAUUGGCAUACUACGCAGAAAACUUCAACCAAUCAAGAUUAUUAACAAGAGCAGUUUAAAAGGAGCUAGUGCCAAACAUGGUUUUGUAUUGCGACGACCAGGAACUCGUAAAGGCAAAAGAUCCUCCGGCUUUUUAGAAGAGCAAGGACAGCCUUGAUUAAACCUUGGAUGAAACAAAACAGCUCUUUAACCACUUCUUUGUAGCAUAAAGUAGUCAAUAGUGUGAUAAAUAAGAAAAAAAGUCGAUUAAAAAGUGUUCAAGAUUGAAUUCUUAGUAAAACUAAA